Molecule: messenger RNA, 660 nt
Organism: Acaromyces ingoldii
Lineage: Eukaryota; Fungi; Basidiomycota; Exobasidiomycetes; Exobasidiales; Cryptobasidiaceae
Exons: 4
Coding region: 58-558 (166 amino acids)
Source: RefSeq, a predicted model, not a curated record
CGACCACGACGCGCGCAAGGAGAGAGAGCCCAGGCAGCAACGCGCCCAGGGACAAGCAUGGCGAGCAAUCCGGUGCUGGAGCUCAUGACGAGCGCCGACGAGCUCGCGCGAGCCUUUGACGCGACGCAUUCCCAGACGCUGGGCCCGCUCCAGACGCUCGUCGAACUCCUCGGCGUCGCGCCCGACUCACUCGAGUCCGACGAGCCAACACCCGCGCUCGAGACGUGCCUCUCGGCGCUGCGCGACGGGCUGGACCGGAUGGAGGCGUGCGUGUCGCAGAUGAUGCAGCUCCUCUACCAUGUCGAUGUCUUUCUCGCCCAGCCAAAGGUGCAGGGUGUCAGUGGCAUGGACCCACAGGAGGCGCUCGGCCACGUCAGCGAGCUCUUCCAUACGUACCAGUCGGAGCUCUUUACCAGGCGAGAGGCGCUGGGCGACCUGACGUGCCUCGAGAUUGGGCCGCAGGACUUUGCACAGAAGUGGAGCAGCAUGGCCGAGGUGCAGAGAGGGAGAAAGCAGACGAUGGACGACCUCGCCGACCUACUUGCGGGGCUUGGCUGAGCGGUCUCCCCCGUGAUCACCACUGUAGGACGAACACUGUACUGUACAUUACUUCAGCAAGGAUCUGCUUCAUGCAUUGCAAACAUCUAUUCUACCGCUAUA